Molecule: messenger RNA, 1416 nt
Organism: Lutzomyia longipalpis
Lineage: Eukaryota; Metazoa; Arthropoda; Insecta; Diptera; Psychodidae
Product: nucleolin
Exons: 4
Coding region: 140-931 (263 amino acids)
Source: RefSeq, a predicted model, not a curated record
UCUGCCAAAGAAAUUCUAUAUUUUCUUGCAGUUUAUACCGACGCGUUCGCGCAAAUAGUAAAAAGUCUGUUUUCACAAAAAAGUUCAUCUGUUCAGGCCAUUUUGAGGAUUAUUCGUAGUAGAUACAAAAGAAGUCAACAUGAGAAAUCGCACUGAGUUGAAGACAACCACGAUCGAGGGUUCAGACUACGAGGAGGAGGUGUCAGACGCCGAGGAUUCCGGGGAGGAUUGGCAGCCGGAAAAAGAUGGUGAUGGUGCUGUUGCGGGGAAAAAGAAGGGCGCAAAAGUAGCACCAGCUAAGAAGGGGACACCGGCAAAGCGCAAAGCACCAGCCGCAAAGCCAAAGGGCGGUAAGAAGAAGGCAAAGAAAGAGAGCUCCGAUGACGACGAUGAUGAUGAAGAUGAUGUCGAGGAUGAUUCUGACGAGGAAUUCCCCAGCGAUUCUGAGGAUUCCGGGGAGGAAGUGAAGAAUGGCGAUGGGACAAAGAAGAAGCGCCCUGCCAAAAAGGAGGGUGGUGAUCCGGGUGGCAUCUUUACGCUCUACGUUAAAAAGAUGGAUCUCAAAAAUGGUUUAAAUGAACAGCAGAAGCUUUUCAUGUGGAAACGCGACGGAUCCAGCCUUCUGCAGCGCUUCAAACAGAACGAAACGGACGACAAGAAUGACUACAUCUUCACACCAACCACGGUGUAUUCAUGCUGGGAGGACAGACGAAGGGAGGAAUACUUUGAGGUAAAGACCAAAUCAACCAGCGGCGGUGAUGGACUCGUGACGAUUGUGGACAAAGAGGAGUUCGCCAAAUUCAUCGAACAGUCCAAGACGUAUGAGAAGCCCGAAUCUGAGGAUGAGAAUGAGGAAGAAGGCGAAGGGGGUGAAAAUUCCGAAGAUGAAGAGGAGGGCGAGGAAGAUGACUCCAAUGAGGAGGAAAGCUAAAUCAUUCUCCCUCAAUUCAUGCGAGAGAGCAUUAAAAACUUUUUAAUCACUUAAGAGACACAUUUGAUGGUAAAAAAAACUCCUUUCUCCUCUCGGGAAUUCCUUUCAAAUUUUCUUUUUCUCCUACCCCCCGUUUUUUUUUUGUUUUAUCAUGUGAUUAGUCGUUUUCACUCCCUCUUGCGCCUCAUAACACACAUAUAAAUGGAGAUCACUUUUUUUCAUUGUGUUUUCAUGUACAUUUGAAAGGAAAUUUCCAUUCUUUUUUUUUUAAUUAAUUAAAUAUAAUUUAGAUAGAAGACGCGCAAUUCCAAAAUCAUUUUUUAGAAAUUCCAAACAAAAAAAGUAAUAUUCAUCUCUCUUAAUCGAUAAUGGAAAUAAGAAAAAAAAUUGAAGAAAAAAAAUGCAAAGAAUUCAAACAGUGUAAUGCUGCAAAUGUAUGUCAAAUGAGUAAAGAAUAAUAAUAAAAAAAAACAGUUUCCGGACAA